Messenger RNA from Cercospora beticola, 1591 nucleotides. RefSeq lists its product as uncharacterized. Gene Ontology annotation, molecular function: N,N-dimethylaniline monooxygenase activity; flavin adenine dinucleotide binding; NADP binding. The record is from RefSeq and is a predicted model, not a curated record. NCBI's taxonomy places the organism in Eukaryota, Fungi, Ascomycota, Dothideomycetes, Mycosphaerellales, Mycosphaerellaceae.
GCCUCUGGGUCUCAUAGCUCUGAAGACUUUCAAGCAAGAUGGAUUCGACGUCACACUAUACGAGGGUCGGUCCUGGGUAGGAGGCUUGUGGAAGCCUGAUGCAGACGAAGCUCUGUCGGCGCUCAAAACCACGCAGUUCAACUCCAGCAAAUACAGGUCCGCCAUUCCUGAUUUUCCUAUGUCCGAGGAAAUGGAUGACUUUCCCACCGCGGGUCAACUUUACAAGUACUUCAACGACUAUGCCCAGCAGUUCGAACUAUGGCCACACAUACGUCUGAGUACCAAGGCUACAGAGCUAUCGUGGAACGGUACGAAAUGGUCUUUGUCGACUGUCAAGAAUGGCCAGUCUCGACCAGUCGAGCUUUUCGACAAGAUUGCCUUAGCGACCGGAUCUUUUACGAAACCGAAGUUUCCCAAACUCGAUGGCAUCGAACUCUUCGAAGGACCUGCUGAGCACUGCGUCAAGUUCUACGACCCCGCGAAGUACAAGAACCAAACAGUGCUGAUAGUUGGUCUCCAUGCGUCGGCUCAGGACACAAUUGCUGCUCUCGCGGGUCAUGCUACCAAAGUAUAUGUGGCCCAUCGCUCAGGCCUAACUCUCCUACCGCGAUACAACACAGACGGAUCAGUCUUCGACCGCUUGCCGUCGUUGAAUUUUACGAUUUUCCUGGUCUAUUUGUCUGGUCUUUUCCCGGCUUUGCAUACGUGGAUGAUGGAUUUCCUUCUCAAUAUGAUGUCAAAGAAGGCCUAUCCCAAUCAACAUGCGAGCUGGGGUCUGAGUCCUGCUCCUUCUUUCGCUGUCACCACUCCUCUCAUUGCUUCCGCGAUCUGGCCUCAUCUGGAAUCUGGAUUAUGCGAACCAGUGGCGGCUGUCAAGCGUUUCGUAGGACCGAAGAGCGUUGAACUUUCGAGCGGCCGGAUACUAGAAGAAAUCGCCUCAGUGAUUUACUGCACUGGCUACGACGCCGAGGUACCCGUAAAGUUGCCUGCGGAAAUCGAGCCAUACCCUGUGCCAGGAGAGGCAUCGAGUUAUUAUCGCCAUAUGUAUCCGAUCCAUCCGGACCCUCAGCUCCGCAACUCGAUUGCUCUCUGUGCGCACGGAGCUUUCGCACUUCCAGGAUUUAGCCAAUUCUUCGUUCAAAUCAACGCCAUCUCCCAGAUAUGGCUGGGCAACUCAUCACUCCCUAGCCUGACAGAGAUGGAAAGCUGGAGACAAAAAUACAGAGCUUGGCGUUCGGCUGUGGCCAAGAAGUAUCGUGCUCAAUCGACAUUCUACCCAUUUAUGGUGCCGAUGGCAGACUAUGCAGCCUGGUUAGAUCGCACCGCAGGUAUCGGCAUCAGAGAACAUUUUGGCGUGGUAGGGAGAUGGGUGAACUGGUGUGCAUGGAAGAUGUGGUGGCAGGAUCGGGAACUGUAUAAUAUCUGUCAGAGCGGAAUGACCUCGCCGGCCAUAUAUGCACUGUUUGAUGUGGGCAAGAGACCAGCGUGGCCAGGGGCACGUCAGCAAAUUUUCGCCGACAAUGCCGCGGUGCAGCGACAGCAAGCAACGAGACAGGCUGCUAUGAUGAAGGAAGGUAACAAGAGUGAGUAA